GGAAAUGUCUGACAACUCCAACAGGAAAAGAAAGUUCCACGAUAUUGACAUAGGAGAAGACUUUGAAGAAAGUGAAAACCAGGAUGAUCCUGACCAGAGAGUCGGCUCCAGACAGUACCAUACAGACCCAAUGGAAAUGGAUGAUGGAGAGAAUUUUUCUGAAGAAGAGAACCAUAACUACGAGCCUGAUAUUAUCCCUGGCGAUCAUGAUGGCAAUGACAGUGAUAAUUGCUCAGGAGAGGAUCUUAUGGAUAAUGCUGAAGAAGACUACAAAGAGAUCCCUGAGCUUGAUAGAUAUGAAAAUAGAGGCCUUGAUGAUGACCAAGAAGUCAACCAUCUACAACUCAAUGCUGAUGAUAGAGCCAAAGUAGACCUACUCCUUGACCAGAGAGAUAGAAGAGAAGGAAUCGAUCUCCGUAGAGUCCCAGUAGCAAUGAUGGACGAAGAGAAUUCUGAGAAUUCAGACUUAGCUAGAGAGUUAAGAAAGGAACGCCUUAGGAGAGAUCAUCGUGAAGAGGAAGAUGACGAGAUUGAUGAAGGUUACUUGGAUUAUGAAGAAGCUAAGGGAAAUCUUUCUGAAUGGCUAAGACAACCGAAGACAGUAAAGUUUAUCAGACAUCAAUUCUCAAGCUUUCUCAGAAGCUACAAGGAUGAACAUGGCAUUGAUGUAUAUGAGCAAAGGAUCACUGAAAUGUGUUCAAAAUAAUUCGCAGAGUCUAGAAAUUACUUACUCCCAUCUUUCUACUAAAAACCCAACUCUUGCCAUUUGGGUGGCUGAACACCCAAAGCUAAUUAUCCCUAUCUUUAAUGAAGUUGCCUUUGAGUUAGUCAAUGAAGUCUUCCCAUCCUAUGAGAAUAUCUACAAGGAAAUCUUUAUCAGAAUUAAGGACCUUCCUAUUGAAGAUAAGCUCAGAGAUCUCAGACAAAUGCAUUUGAAUGCACUAAUAAAAAUUAAGGGAGUUAUCACUAAGAGAACUGGAAUUUUCCCAAAAAUGAAGAGAGCUUUCUUCUUCUGCAAAUGUGGAGAGAGGAAAGGACCUAUAAUCAUUGCCUUGAGUGAAGAAGCUCAAAUGGGAAAUUGCUACAGAUGUCAUUCCAAUGGACCUUUUACAUUAGACAGUGCUGACACUGAAUAUAGCAAUUAUCAGAAGAUUACUGUUCAAGAAACUCCUGGAACAGUGCCACCUGGAAGAGUUCCAAGGCAAAAAGAAGUAAUCUUAACAGGCGACCUAGUUGAUUGAGCGAGACCAGGAGAUGAGGUAGAAGUUACUGGGGUCUAUACCAGCCACUUCGACCAUUGUAUGAACAUCCAGCACGGAUUUCCAAUCUUCUACACCUUCAUUGAAGCUAAUUAUGUGAAGAGCCUGCAAGAUGUUGAACAUAAUGCUCUUACUGAAGAUGAAGUCUCUAAGAUAAGGAAGCUAUCAAGAGAGAAGAAUAUUGCCAAAAGAAUCAUUGGUAGCGUUGCUCCUUCUAUCCAUGGGCACAAUUUUAUCAAAACUGCUUUGAUGUUGGCAAUGUUUGGGGGCGAGCCAAAGGAUGUUGCAGGAAAACAUAAGAUUCGAGGAGACAUCAAUAUUCUCCUUCUUGGAGAUCCAGGUACAGCGAAGUCUCAGUUCUUGAAAUAUGUUGAGAAGACUUUCCAUAGAGUUGUCUACACAACAGGGAAAGGAGCCAGUGCUGUCGGUCUCACAGCUGGAGUUAUUAGAGAUCCAAUUACUAAAGAAUGGAUGCUUGAAGGAGGAGCCCUUGUGUUAGCAGAUAAAGGAGUCUGCUUAAUUGAUGAGUUUGACAAAAUGAAUGAAGUAGAUAGAACCUCAAUUCAUGAAGCGAUGGAGCAACAGUCUAUUUCAAUCUCAAAAGCUGGAAUAGUGACAAGCUUGAAAGCCAGAUGUUCUGUAAUUGCAGCAGCAAAUCCUAUUUUUGGAAGAUAUGACCCUCAAAGAAACUUCAUGGAUAAUGUUGAUCUCACUGAUCCUAUUAUUUCAAGAUUUGAUAUCCUCUCAGUUGUCAGAGAUGAGGUUGACUAUUACAAGGACAGAUCUUUGGCUACUUUCGUGAUAAAUUCUCAUAUCAGAAGUCAUCCACUAGAUAAUACACCUGAAAGACUUAAUGAGACCCUUCUUGAAGAAGAUGUUACUGAAUUAAGUAAAGAUGAACUCCUUUCUCAACAACUACUGAAGAAAUACAUUAUUUAUGCAAGAAAAUUUAUUCAUCCAAAGCUGACAGAUGUAGAUAAAGAGAAGAUCUCAGAUUUUUACUCAGCAAUCAGAAAGUACUCUUCAGCAGUUGGCGGACUCCCAAUUGGAAUCAGGCACAUUGAAAGCAUGCUCAGAAUGUCAGAAGCUCAUGCCAAAAUGCAUUUAAGAGAGUAUGUCCAGACUGUUGAUAUUGACUUGGCAAUAAAGAUGCUUCUAGAAAGUUUCCUCCAGAGUCAGAAAUCAUCCCUUGCAAGUGCACUAAGACCUAAGCUAAUAAAAUUCCUUUCUCAUUCUGAAGAUGAUUAUGAUCUUUUGCUUCAUACUCUCAACAAGCUAGCUAAAGAAAAGGCAAGCUUCCUCAGACUAAAUAAUGGAGGGAUUGGUGGUGUAUUGGACAUUGAAAUAUCAGUACAUGAAUUCAGUAACGAGACCAAGGAUAUUUCCCAUUACACCAUAGAGAAGUUCUUCAAGUCAGUAGCUUUCUGUAAGCAAUACUCGAUUGAAGGGGAUUUCAUCAAGACCAAAGUAAUCUAAGCAAUAAAUUUCGAAGUAUCUCAAUUUUCAGAUAAA
Messenger RNA from Moneuplotes crassus, 2771 nucleotides. The record is from the annotation of a GenBank genome assembly. Lineage: Eukaryota; Ciliophora; Spirotrichea; Euplotida; Euplotidae.